This is a messenger RNA of Cyprinus carpio (common carp), 5695 nucleotides long. RefSeq names its product catenin delta-1-like. Bases 956 to 3583 code for a protein of 875 amino acids. The record is from RefSeq and is a predicted model, not a curated record. The transcript is spliced from 20 exons. Gene Ontology annotation, molecular function: cadherin binding. Gene Ontology annotation, biological process: cell-cell junction assembly; cell-cell adhesion. Gene Ontology annotation, cellular component: cytoplasm; plasma membrane; adherens junction. NCBI's taxonomy places the organism in Eukaryota, Metazoa, Chordata, Actinopteri, Cypriniformes, Cyprinidae.
GGUCAUGCAGGUUUGAAACAACAAGAGAGUAAUUGAUGACAAUUUCAAUUUUGGAAGAACUAUCCCUUUAAAGAAUGUUUUGUCAAUGGCAGCUUAAAUAGCAAUUAAAGAACUGACAGGACUGAUGGUGUGUAAAAUCUUACUGUAGACCUCCUAUCUUAUUUUAAUACAAUAUUUGAGAAGAACCAACCAGCUAGUCUUUAACAUAUUGCUGGCAACAACAGUCUCCAAAAAGUUAUUUUGGUUUUGAAAAAUGUGUUUUUGUCAUUGAAGUUGAUUCCAUUCCAUACUACCCAGUUUGGGAGUAAUAACUGCUAAAGAGUUAUAGUUUUGCAGACUUAAUGCAAGUUGUAGAGGAGCUGAGGGACUUGCUUUAAUAACUUGAGUUAUUCUUCCAAAUGUAUAGGGAAAUCCUAUGUACUCAUAAAUGUUCAUAAGAUAAAAAUUUUACAGUUCUAUCAAAAAUGGUCCAAUAUAUGAAUUAUGUCUCUGUUAAAGCAAUUUGGCCAAAGUAAAAAUAGUACCACUUGUUCUAUUGCAGUUCUUCCAAAGGAAAGAACUUUGUGGAGAGAAAUAGUGCUGGUAAUAGUUCUUCCAAGCAAGAUUUAAAAAAAAAAAGCACAUUCUCUCUUCCUCAGUGGUUGCAACACUAUACUUUAGGUUUUCAAAUUCCAGGCAACGUCAUUACAGGGAGAGAGGAUAAUCUGCCCCUCCUUGUUACCUUGUACCUGCAGUAACGCCCUCAGGUUGAUGUUUAAAAAGCGUUACGUCACCAGCACUCCCAUUUCCGGGUUUCUGUGCUCUGACUGCAAGCUGGCUGAAUGAGAAGUAAAGGCUAUAAUGUGAAAUCGCUAAUUGACGUGUCUGUGCAGAAAAGAACGGCCGUGUCAUUGGUGAUGCAGAGUUAGAACGGCUCAAAUUAAACGAGGGAUACAUAAACGGGACUCAGUACAGGAUGUUGGACCCUGGUCAUAUUGUUGAGUCGGUCACAGUCGAGGAGGACCCCCACGAGUCUAUACCAAUUAUUUCAGUUGAAACCAGUGAUGAUGGAACCACACGUCGCACUGAGACUACAGUAAAGAAGGUCACAAAGAUGACCACCACACGAACAGUCAUUCCCUCAGUCUCAGACACACUUUCCCUGGAUGGCACAGGUUCAGUCACUGGGAUGCCCAGUUAUAAUACCCCAAUGGACCGUGUGUACAGGCCACCAGGUGGUCCCAUGGACUACCCCACCGCUACUGUCCCCCGUAACUACCACUAUGGACCACCAGGUGGCUAUGAUGACUACCGCAGCGUCCCUCCUUCUGAAGCCUACGCCAGCCUCAACCGAGGGACACGAAUGGAUGACCGCUACAGGCCUGUGGAUACCUAUCGCACUCUGGAUUCCGCAUAUCGCACCCACAGCCGGCCGCAGUUGGACCCGUAUGCAGCCCAGCCCCAGGUAGGACGUAUGGGCAGUGCUAUGGAGAUCUCUGGCAUGCAGCGCUUUGUACCAGAGCCAUACGGCUUGGAGGAUGAUCAGAGGAGCCUGGGAUACGACGAACCUGAUUACGGCAUGGGACCACCCAUGCAUUACAGCACAAUGCCCCGGUUGGCACAUCCACACCAUGCCCCACCUCCACGUCGGACAGGGUCAUAUGAGGGCACACUGGAUGGUGAUAUGAGUGGUGCUGGCGAUAUGUAUUAUUGGGGAGGAGGAGCUCCGCUGGCUCAGGGAGAGAGAGGCAGCAUGGCAUCCUUGGACAGCACUCUUCGUAAAGGCCCCGCCCCCACAUCAUGGAGGCAACCGGAACUUCCUGAAGUCAUCGCUAUGCUCAACUACCGCCUGGACCCUGUCAAAAGCAACGCUGCAGCAUACUUGCAACAUCUCACUUUCAAGAAUGAUAAGGUGAAGUCAGAAGUAAGACGACUGAAGGGGAUCCCUGCCCUCGUGUCCAUGCUGGAUAACCCAAAGAAGGAGGUUCAUUAUGCUGCAUGCGGGGCACUCAAGAACAUCUCAUACGGCCGAGAUCCAGAUAACAAGAUAGCCAUCAAGAACUGUGACGGAAUUCCCGCGCUGGUGCGGCUACUGAGGAAGACGAGAGAUCAGGACCUUACCGACAGCAUAACAGGCACGCUGUGGAACCUCUCAUCUCACGACUCUGUAAAGAUGGAGAUCGUGGACCACGCGCUGCACGCUCUGUCGGAUGAGGUGAUGGUUCCUCACUCGGGCUGGGAGAGGGGGAACGAUGGCGGAGAGGAGAGCUGCAAACCCAGACACUUGGAGUGGGAGACGGCACUCACCAACACCACUGGCUGCUUAAGGAAUGUGAGCUCGGAGCGGAGCGAGGCCAGGAGGAAGCUGAGGGAGUGCUCUGGACUGGUCGACUCACUCAUGUACAUCGUACAGUCACAGAUCAACUGUAAAGAUGUGGACAACAAGCUGAUUGAGAACAGCGUGUGUCUGCUGAGGAAUCUGUCCUAUCAGGUGCAUCGGGAGAUACCAGGCUCUGAGCGCUAUCAGGAGAUGACUCCUGUCAAUCAGGGCCCCGCACCUUCCCAAAAGGGCAGCUGCUUCAGCUCCCGAAAGGGCAAAGACGAGUGGUUUACCAAAGGAAAAAAAGAUGAUGAUGGAACUUCAGAUAUGAUUGACAUUCCAAAGAGAAGCACACCAGCCAAAGGUUAUGAAUUGCUGUUCCAGCCAGAGGUGGUGCGUGUGUACACUUCUCUCCUGAAAGAGAGCAAGAACCCAUCAGUUCUUGAAGCCGCCGCGGGGGCUGUGCAGAACCUGUGUGCAGGCCGUUGGACUUAUGGGCGGUACAUCAGAGCAAUGUUGAGACAGGAGCACGGCCUGCCGAUGAUGACUGAGCUGUUGUCUCAUGGGAACGACCGUGUGGUCAGAGCCAUGUCUGGAGCUCUGAGAAACCUGGCCAUUGACGCUCGUAACCGUGAGCUGCUAGGGAAGCAUGCAGUGCCUAACUUGGUGGCCAAUCUGCCAGGCGGUGGUCAGAGUCAGCCUGUGCGCGCGCUCUCAGAGGAGACGGUGGUGUCUGUUCUCAGCACUAUGGUGGAGGUGGUCGGCUCCAGCGUGGAUGCGGCCAAAAGCCUGCGCAGCUCCCAGGGCAUCGAGAGACUGGUGCUCAUCAACAAAGACAGCAACCGUUCAGAUCGGGAGGUGCGUGGUGCUGGGCUGGUGCUGCAGAUCGUGUGGGGCUUCAAAGAGCUCCGCCGCACACUGGAGAAAGACGGCUGGAAGAAAACAGACUUCAUGGUGAACCUUAACCCUCCUAACAACACCCGCAGCAACGGGGGAUACGAGGACAGCACCCUGCCGCUAAUAGACAGAGGGGGCAAACAGGACCGAGACAGAGACAUGAUUCCUCUUAAUGACAUGGGACCAGACGCUUACUCUACGCUAGACCAGAGAGGGCGGAGAAACACUUUAGAUGACACUCUGGAUCGCUCUGACAGAGAGGCACCUCAGGGAGGAAUGUAUGGGGAGAGGCGGGGCUCUUUGCCUCUGUUGGACUCUUAUGAUGAAAAAUUGAUCGUGUGCAUCACCCGCCGUGAGUUUCCUCCUCCUGCCUACUGUCCCUGCUGAGCCUCUGAUCUCAUCCCUCAUGGGACCAUAGCCACUAAUUGCAACGACCCUUCAGUAGUUUUCAACAUUCUCAUGUUGUCACUCUCCUGCUCUCAUUGAGAUCAAUGUGAUUGCAAACAGCCACUACUUAGAAUGGACAGUGAAUUCCUUUCUCGAUUUUGGUCCAUGCCACUCUUUUUAUGUCAAAUAAUGGAAACACUAGGGACUACAAACUCUAUUUAGUCACAUCCCCAGCUUUUCAAGCUUUAUAAAUCAUCUCCUUUUUGUUUUUUUUUGUUUUUUUGCUUAUGCAUCUAUUAGAACACUAGUAUAUUAUGGCGUUGGUAUUUUGAUUAUUUUGCUUCAUCCUGCUUUGUGGUUCAUAUUGAAAAAUGUAAUGCCAAAUUUCAUCAGUCAUAUGUGGCCUGCAGAAAAUAAUGUAUAUAGAAUUUCUCAGUAAGUUUUAUGUCUCGUCGGUGCAUUGCAACAGGCAUGAGGCCUUUUUUUUAUGUUUUUUUUUUUUUUUUUUUCAUUGUUUUCUAAAAGCACUAGACGACCAACAAUUCCCCUUUAGUUAUCCAUCUGUGGUUUUUUGGAUGGUCUCGUGGAUUGUUCAGUCUCUAGGAAGGGUUUGUUGUGAAAGCGUUGAUGAAGCAUAACAAAAGAGGCAGAGGGAUAUUUGAUUGGGAGAAUUCUUUUUUUUUUUUUUUUUUAAACCAGUAGAAUUCUAGAAAGUUCUCUAGUUGUAGGUGAGUAAAGUUUUGUUCUUUGAGACUCCUUCUGUUGUCAAAUUUGCAAAGCAUUCCAGAGUGGGAGAGCUGUUUUGCGAUUUUUAUUUUUUUUCUUUCCCCCUUGAAAUUGUCACUGGCAACAGUUAGUUUUUGUGUGGAAACUCAAAAGUAACUCACCCUUCAUUCUUAAUAAAUACAAUAAAAUAGCCACAGAAGAGAAGAUGCAAAAAAUAAAGCUAUUUACUUUGAGACAAAUCGCAGCGCUGGUCUUAGAUCGAUGCUCCUACUUUUCAGUACUUUGUGAAUCUGCCCUGCUGGUGGACCCAGUUUGUGCAUUUUCAUUUUUGUCUGAAUAUAAAUGAAUGUGUAAAUAUGACUGCGUCUCACAGAUCCACUCUGCAUACUUGGAGUGCCUCGCUUGCUCAAUGCGUUGCGUGAGUGUGUGUGUGAGUGAUAAGCGGAAAACAGGGACAUUUGACCACCCUUCUGCCUCUUGGUUUCAGUGCCUGUAUGUGUAGAGAGUGAACGAGUGUACAUUUGAGGAUGUAUAUGCAUUGUUUUUUUUUUUCUUUGAGAUCCAUAAGUACAGUGCAUGUUUCUUAGACUGCAUAUUCAAAAUGCACAGUAAGUCUGUUGUAGAUAUUUACUGAAUGGAAACCUCAGCACUAGGGGUCAAAGGAUUUUUUAUUUUAUUAUUUUUUUAGAUUUUUUUUAUUUUUUUUCCCCAAUGCCUUUUUAAUUCCCUGUCUGCCAAUCCAGUCCUUCGAAACGCUGCAGUCAGUAAAGGAAAGGUUGGCUGUUGACUAAAUGGAUGUGAGCCAGAAAUCUGAGUCCUGGUAAAGGAGGCUGUUCACAAGUUUGAGGAAUCAAUCGAUGGUUUAAUGUUAAAGGAGGCGGAUAAAUUAAUCUUUUAAUUACAAAAAAUUGCAUCUCUUUCAGGCAGGAUUUAGACCGCUAUUGAUUCUAGCUUGAUGAGGAAAAUAAGAUAGGUAAAAUAAAAGCACAUUUAACUAUAUAUACCAGAGAAUAUUUGUUAAUUUUAAUUAUAUUGUUUUUCUUGGUUUUUGUCCUGUUGAUGUUCUUUCUUUUCUAUAUUUUAUGAUUGGGGCUGAUUUUGUUUUUUUGGGGUGUUGUGGGUGAAUGCAUAUGCAAUCAGUUUUAUUUUUAAAAUAAAUGCAUUUACGGUUCAUAUCUUUUAAAGACGAAAGGAAAAAUUCUUUGUCAUGUGCUGUCAGUUGACAUGUUUCUGCAACACUAGCAUUGAUCUUGAUUCAUAAUUCCUAUAUUUCAACACUUUACCUUUGGUCUUAAACAUUGCACCUUUUCUCUCAUGGAUUGAACAUGUAACUUAGCAAUACUGUAUUUUUCUUUUUUUUUUAAUAAAAAUUAUUUUUUUUCUCAA